GGCCGGGGGACAGUCUACCUGGUCAAUCGGGGGUCCGAGCCCUAGACGCUUGCUAUGGAGGGCUGCAGCGAGCCGCGACUGGAUGCUAAGUCCGAGGUCACCAACCAGCUUGUAGAUUUUCAGUGGAAGCUGGGUAUGGCCGUGAGCUCGGACAGUUGCAGAUCUCUUAAGUAUCCUUACGUUGCAGUGUUGCUGAAAGUGGCAGAUCAUUCAGGCCAAGUAAAGAACAAGUCCUUUGAAAUGACAAUUCCACAAUUUCAGAAUUUCUACAGACAGUUCAAGGAAAUUGCUGCAGUUAUUGAAACUGUGUGAAAACUGAUUACUUGGUUGAUAAAUUACUACCAUCAUUCUAAAAUCAUGGACUUCACUUUCUGUAACAAAACUGUAUUAAGGAUCAAAUGAUAUUUAUUGAAUGAAAAUUGUUUUUUUGUUUUUCCAUUUUUUAAUAAAAAAUCAGACAAACAAGAAUUAGAUAGUGGUGAUCAAUGCAAAACUUUGUGAAUAUACUAAAAGCUGCUGAAUAGAACACUCUAAAGGGUGAACUCUGUGUUAUGUAAACUAUAUCUCAAUAAAAAUCAAAUGAAUGAUUGAUACUGAAGGCAAUACAAGUUUAUGUAUUAGACCAAUAAUUUUAAAACUUAUAAUUGUACCCAUUUUAUAAACAAA
Odobenus rosmarus divergens (Pacific walrus) is the source of this 666-nucleotide messenger RNA. It is a transcript of the gene COMMD6, whose product is annotated as COMM domain containing 6. Gene Ontology annotation, molecular function: NF-kappaB binding. The coding region runs from base 55 to 312 and encodes 85 amino acids. The record is from RefSeq and is a predicted model, not a curated record. NCBI's taxonomy places the organism in Eukaryota, Metazoa, Chordata, Mammalia, Carnivora, Odobenidae. The transcript has 4 exons.